This is a messenger RNA of Doryrhamphus excisus (bluestripe pipefish), 2781 nucleotides long. It is a transcript of the gene oma1, whose product is annotated as OMA1 zinc metallopeptidase. Gene Ontology annotation, biological process: protein quality control for misfolded or incompletely synthesized proteins; mitochondrial protein processing. Gene Ontology annotation, molecular function: metalloendopeptidase activity. The record is from RefSeq and is a predicted model, not a curated record. Lineage: Eukaryota; Metazoa; Chordata; Actinopteri; Syngnathiformes; Syngnathidae. Gene Ontology annotation, cellular component: mitochondrial inner membrane.
CUGUGUUUUAAUCACGAUCAACCAGUUAAAAAUCAUCCAAUGAUCUUAAAAAAAAAUCAAGGUAUCAGCAUCGGUAUUGUAAAGCCCCUAUUUAUUACGGAGUCAUUGAGGUACGCGGAACUGUUGUUACUGACUGUUGUUUCCAGUGGGGACUUAUUUUGCAUGCCGGAAUAACUCUCUUGAGCAGAACAGCCAAAGUUAGGUGCAAGUUGGAUGAAUGUGGCGACAUUUCUAGUCACAUGUCACCGCAAUUACUUUUAGACUAUUUACGUUGUAUAUUUAGGAUUAAAUAAGACAAGAAGAUGUUGAUCUACCGAAGUUGGAUACAUAUGAUGAAGGUUAAAUGACGCUAGCAUGACAUUGACAGCCGGAAUAAGGCAAGUUAGCAUUAGCAUAAGUAGCAAAUGUUAGCAUAAGUGCUGAAGUUAUGCUGCUUCCUUAGCAAGAGGAGACGAAACUAUAUAGAAUCUUAUAGAAAGCUCCUUCAUGAUGUUGCACCUAUUCAGGGGGCUGCCCUUGUCUGCCCUCCCGGCAUACUUGACACGGCACGCCCAGGUGUGCUGCUCACAAGCUGAGAGGAGGGUGCACAUUGUGUCCGUUCGCAUCUGCUGUCAACGAGCUUCACAUUCUGGAGCCUCUCACGGUGGUCCUUCCCUCCAUCCACACGUCACCGCGCGGACGGUCCUGUCCAAAACACCUAACUCCAUAGGCAGAUCUCAAUGUAGGAGCCAGUUCCAUACCUCAUCCCCGCUUGGAGCCCUGCCUACUCCUGUUCUGUGGCUGGUGCUCAAGCCCAUACAGAAGCUUAUGGCCAUCAUACUGGGCAGGAGUGUAAGGAAGUGGUGGGUGGCGCUCCCUGACAACCGCCGCGAGUUUUUUCGGCAGUGGGUCUGGCAGCGGCGAUGGCGGCUGGCAUCGGCGGCUGGAGUGGUGGCAGCGAUCGUGGCCCUCCUCCUCCUGACCCACCUGGACGAGUCGCCAGUGACGGGACGCACGCGCCUGCUAGUGUUCAGCAGAGAGAACUACAUGGAGCUGGCGGCUGUUACCUCGGCAGCGUACAUGGAGGAGUUUGCUGAGCUGAUGCUUCCUGAGAGUGACGCCCGUCAUCAAGUAGUACAGCAGGUGGUCCAGCACCUGGCCCAGCGGAACAAGGACCUCCCAGAAAUGUCCGACGUCACAUGGAGUGUCCACGUAGUGCAGAGUCCCAACACCAACGCCUUCGUUCUUCCAAAUGGAAAAGUGUUUAUGUUCACUGGCAUGUUGGAGGCUGUGGCAGAUAUUCACCAGCUCACCAUCGUCUUAGGACAUGAGAUGGCUCACGCCUUACUUGGACACGCUGCGGAACAGGCCAGCCUGACUCACGUGGUGGACCUCCUGUCUGUGGUCCUGCUCACCGCCAUCUGGGCCGUGUGUCCUCGGGACAGCCUGGCACUCCUGGGUCAGUGGGCACAGGACAAACUCACACAGCUGAUGUUCAACCGUCCCUACAGCAGGAAGCUGGAGGCGGAAGCAGAUCAAGUUGGGCUGCAGUUGGCCGCAAAGGCAUGUGCAGAUGUUCGCGCAGGGCCCGUCUUCUGGCAGCAGAUGGAGAUCCGGGACCAGCUGAGCGGAGAACUCAGCCUGCCCCAGUGGUUGUCCACUCAUCCAUCUCACAGGAACCGGGUGGCGCAACUGGACCGCCUUGUGCCGCAAGCUCUGGAGCUGAGGGAAAACUGCGUGUGUCCCGCCCUGCCAUCUACCGACCCUCGCAUCGUCUUCUCCAAGAGUGUCCACGUGCUGCUGGAGAAUGCCAAGGUCCAGGAAAGAGCCGGUAUCCCGAUGAAGUCAUCAUACGGCCCCAAAAAUGGGGUGGCUGUGGCCCUGCUCGCCCAAACGUCACCACCUUCUUCAGACCGUGAGGUUGUGGUAGAGGGUCCUCUCAAUGGUGCACCAUAACUGACCCAAUGAGUAGAGAUGGCUGUGGUGCUGCUAUAUAAAGACUUCUUUACUAUUCUUCUGUUGUCAGUGGGGAAAUACUCAGGAAAGAAGUGUAGGAAAGCCACAUAAAUCCAUCAUACAUUCAGCGGGUGACCCAGGAAUGACAACAGAGUGGUCGGCCAUUUCAGUUCAGAACUUGGCAGGGACAAGCAUUUUUUUCUCUAAAAAUACACCAUAGCAACACCAGAUCACUGUCUUGUAGCGGAUCUUUGACCAAUGUUUUGGCAGUCCUAUUAUAUAGAUCAAGGUCUUACCAUAGGACCCCCUAUGCUGUCCAUUAAAGAAGGGACAUACAGUUAAAAUACAACUUCCUUUUCAUAAGCAGAAGAAGCCAGAUGCAAAGCUGUAGUGAAAGUUAAGGAAACAUAUUUAAACAUCUGCCUACUUAACUAGCUGCAUCAUAAAUACUUCCCAAGCCAGGAUGAGUUAGCUCCACUGCUCUGGUUCUCACCACCAAGGCCACUAGUAAGAUGAGAUCAACAAUAUUUAUCCCACACUGGGGACAGUCCAUUGGUGGCAUUGCUAUCAUUCAUCAGCUUAUGGCAGGAGUGAUUGAUGAGUCAGCAUAUACUAUAUGUAUAGUAUGUGAUAGCAUAGCAUCACAUAGUAUAGCAAUGUGUGAUACACAAGAUCUUACUUGCAGGCUCAUUUUUGGUGUACAACCAUUAUGGCUCUGACUUUAGUAUUAUUUAAUUUACAGUAUGUUGCUCCGGUAGUACAAUUUGGGAUUGUGAAUAGUUGGAAUACUGCAGAAAUCUAGUCUGUGUGAAGUGAACGCUUUGUGAAUAAACACUGGAUUAGGAA